CAAGCUGGUUCACGCCUACGCUAAAUCGACUGUAAUCCUUACUGUACACAACUGAAUCCUCUGCAGGUUUUUUCUCCCUUAACAAUAAGUUAGUUCUAAACAAACAAAAGAAAUGGACAACUCUGGGAAAGAGAAGGAAGCCAUUCAGCUAAUGGCCGACGCGGACAAAAAAAUCAAGUCCUCGGGCUCUCUUUUGGGAGGGAUGUUUGGAGGAGGACAUCACAAAGUGGAGGAGGCAUGUGAAAUGUACUGCAGAGCUGCCAACAUGUUCAAGAUGGCCAAGAACUGGAGUGGUGCUGGAAAUGCAUUUUGCAAGGCUGCACGUCUCCAUAUGCAGCUGCAGAACAAACAUGACUGUGCCACCAGCUUUAUCGAUGCAGGAAACGCCUACAAGAAGUCGGACCCUAAUGAGGCAAUCAAGUGUUUAAAUGCUGCCAUCGAUAUAUACACAGACAUGGGAAGAUUUACCAUCGCUGCCAAACAUCACAUCAGUAUCGCAGAGAUCUACGAGUCUGAGCUGGUUGAUAUUGAAAAGGCUAUUGCACAUUAUGAACAAGCAGCAGACUAUUACAAAGGAGAAGAGUCAAACAGUUCUGCCAACAAGUGUUUGUUGAAAGUGGGAGCUUACUGUGCUCAGCUGGAACAGUACCAGAAGGCUAUUGAGAUCUACGAACAGGUUGGAACUAACACGAUGGACAACCCACUGCUGAAAUACAGCGCCAAAGAGUAUUUCUUCAAAGCCUCCCUCUGUCAUUUCAUUGUUGACGAGCUCAAUGCUAAGAUCGCUGUUGAAAAGUACGAGGAGAUGUUCCCAGCUUUUUCAGACUCCAGAGAAUGCAAGUUGUUGAAGAAACUUCUUGAAGCUCAUGAGGAGCAGAACAGUGAGGCAUUCACAGAGGCAGUGAAGGAGUUUGAUUCAAUCUCACGUCUGGAUCAGUGGCACACAACCCUCCUGCUGCGCAUCAAAAAGACCAUCCAGGGUGAUGAAGGAGAUCUGAAAUGAGAGAAACCUCAGGGUAGGAAUGCAGCAUGGAGGGACAGUUCAAUCACGCAUGCUUUCACACACAAAACAGUGCACUCUUUCCCGCUCACUUCACUGUGUAUAGCAUCUGGAAAGGAGUGGCUUCUGAUGAGUACUACUAGAGCACUAUCAUUUGUUUUCAUUACAAGCAUACCUGAAUCCAGUCAGAAUGUAAAUCCGCUUGCCCUCACCUCUCUCUAGAGGAUUGCUGCAUACCCUUUUUUCUGCUGAAAUCUAUUAAGAGUUAAGCAAUAUGUUGUUUUGAAUCAGAUUGCUAGUGUUGACAAGUCACUGCAUGUUUUCUACAAGUGAUUCCUAGUCAGAUGCAGCUGUUUUUUUUCUAGUUAUUAUAUAUUUAAACAAGUAAUUUAAAUAUUUGAGUUUGUUAUUCAGAAGAAUGAUGUGUAUAUAAUUUAAGAAUACUCCACAAGUUUUAUUUGCAUUGGAAUUGAAAAGAAUCAGACAUUAAAAACGGAUUUUGCGUCCUUUCUAUGUCCAUAUGGGGCCGGCUCCUCUUAAAAAGGGCAAUGAUAUGCACAAGUGUAGACUGUUAAAUAGUUGUAUCUAAACACUAUCACAUCACUUUAUUAUUGUUAUUUUUUUUUAUCUUUAAGUUUAUAAUUACUCUAGAAUGUGUUGAUGUAGUAAUCUGUAAGCUGCAGUUUAUAGAGCACUGAUACGGAGCUCCUCACCCUUAUUCCCAGGGAAGUAAUCUUGGGCUAAUGUGCAUUAUUAGUCAUUCAUGUUUGUGUUGUGAAGGCGUCAUUGAAGGUUUAUUGCUGCAGUGCGCCUUCCAAAUGGCCAGUUGCUAAGCAUGUCAUUGUGUAUAGUUCAGUGUUGUGUAUAUUCACUAGUCUUAGCUAGACCAAAGUUUUUAAAAAGGGGUCGAUUGCUUUGUGUACCCAGCUUCUUCCAGGUGAAAUGACAUUAGGGUGUGGAUAUGAUCUGUAUGCUUAUUCAAAUGAGCAUCAAUAAAGGUGUUAUAUCCAA
This is a messenger RNA of Melanotaenia boesemani (Boeseman's rainbowfish), 2011 nucleotides long. It is a transcript of the gene napbb, whose product is annotated as N-ethylmaleimide-sensitive factor attachment protein, beta b. The record is from RefSeq and is a predicted model, not a curated record. Gene Ontology annotation, biological process: synaptic transmission, glutamatergic; SNARE complex disassembly; intracellular protein transport. NCBI's taxonomy places the organism in Eukaryota, Metazoa, Chordata, Actinopteri, Atheriniformes, Melanotaeniidae. Gene Ontology annotation, molecular function: soluble NSF attachment protein activity; syntaxin binding. Gene Ontology annotation, cellular component: terminal bouton; synaptobrevin 2-SNAP-25-syntaxin-1a complex; vacuolar membrane.